This is a messenger RNA of Haliotis rubra (blacklip abalone), 1425 nucleotides long. Its product is annotated as cholinesterase 2-like. The record is from RefSeq and is a predicted model, not a curated record. Gene Ontology annotation, cellular component: plasma membrane. The coding region runs from base 1 to 1425 and encodes 474 amino acids. Lineage: Eukaryota; Metazoa; Mollusca; Gastropoda; Lepetellida; Haliotidae. Gene Ontology annotation, molecular function: acetylcholinesterase activity. Gene Ontology annotation, biological process: choline metabolic process; acetylcholine catabolic process. The transcript is spliced from 4 exons.
AUGGUGUAUCUCUACGGCGGAGCAUUCACAAGCGGCUCCAUUAACGCCCCGAUGUUUGAUGGAAAGAUUCUCGCCUCCGUCAACGAUGUCGUUGUUGUUACCGUCAACUACCGUGUUGGUGUGCUGGGCUUCCUGUACCUCGACGCCAACACCGUCCCGGGGAACAUGGGUCUCAUGGAUCAGACACUUGCCAUUAAAUGGGUGCACGAGAACAUUCAGAACUUCGGCGGAGAUUCCAACAGGAUUACCUUAUUUGGACAAAGCGCUGGUGCGGGAUCGGUGAGCCAUCAUUUAUUAUCUCCCCUCUCUCAACCAUUCUUCACGUCAGCAAUCAUACAAAGCGGGUCACCAUUAACGUCAUGGGACCUUCUCGCGGACAAAGAAGCCAAAACAAAUGCGAUUGCAAUAGCUAAAAAGGCAAACUGCAGCUCCAUGCAUACAAAUGCGGAAAUAUAUGAGUGUCUCAAUGAACAGAAACCUGAGUCUCUGAUUAUACUACAGAACGGCUUGGUCCAAGGAGCCAACGUUGCGUUUGGACCGGUCGUGGACGGUACAUUCCUCCCAGAAAGACCGCUCGCCAUCUUGGAAAAGGGAGCAGCGAAAAACGCCAGUGUUCUAUUGGGUGUCACUCAGAAUGAGGGCGCGCUUUUUCUGUACUAUGGACUUCCCUCCGUGUUUAAGUGGCGGAAUAACCUCACCAUUACGAAAGAAGAGUUCAUGUCUAACCUUGAAGCUCAGGGAAAGAUACAGGGUGGGUCGAACGCGACCGUCGAGACUCUUUAUCAAGAGUACGUGCUGUCUCGCGUUGAGUCUGAGCGGGACUACGUGAACAUAGCUGACAACGUCCUUGGCGACUACAGCUUCAAGUGUCCCGUAACAAGAUUUGCUGGGUUCCUGGCAAGGUCAAAUCCAACAUAUAUGUACUCAUUCAACCACAGACUGCUGUCAGCCAAGGAGCCCAACUGGAUGGGGGUCAAGCAUGGAGGGGAGCUGCCCUUAGUUUGGGGUCACGCCCUAGACCCGAACGUGAACUUGACCUUUACAGGCGAUGAGAAGACGUUAAGCCGGGUUAUGAUGUCAUAUUGGACCAACUUCGCAAAAUUCGGGGAUCCAAAUGGCGAAACCAGCAGUCUCACCCAGUGGCCUCGCUUUGAUAAUCUGCGCGAGCGCUUCCUACAGCUGGACGUAGGCAGUAACCUAGCAACCGGCCAGGGAUUGCGGCGCAGACAGUGUGUGUGUCUCUACCAGACAGUGCCUCUGGUGGCGUCCCUGGAGCAACGUGAGUCUAAGGCCGACACAACCAGUGAGCCGUGCAUCGGUCCUGUGAACGCUGUGUUCCUGGCCACACGUAACCAUGGGAACAACAGUGCCGUGAACUGUACCAUUUUGAAGACAUUCCCCACGGAGUUCAGCCUCUUCUACUGA